UGUCAAUUGUGUUGAAUUUUGCAGAGUAGGAGCGUCGGUUGAGAUGAAAAUGUUAUUAAUUCAGUAUUUCUUUAGAUAUCAAUAAAUCAUUUAAAAGGCUACAAUAAACAAAGUAGAGUGUAGUGUAAAAGUGUCUAGAGCGUGUGCAUCUUUAAUGUUUAAAUUACCUAAACACUGCAAGUACCGAUGAAUAAUCAAACGGAAGAUUCAGAUGAAAAGAUGGAUACAGCAUCGUCAAAACAUAGUACACCUAACUCAAGUUAUUCAGGAUUUGAAGAUGCCACAAUGAAUUGUUUAACAACAAAAAUGCUCGAAACAUCAAUAAAUAAAAACAAAUGCACUUUAACAUUAACAACUAACCAUCCCCUAAUGGGUCUUGCGAGUCCAGAUGAGAAAUAUGAUGAUAGUCUAUCAAGCAUAGAGGCAGAUAAAAACGGUUAUGGCCUAUGUUCACCACAAAGAAAUAGUUCAAAAAGUAAUUUGUAUGUGUCAGAAUAUGUGACAGCGGAGUUUAAUGAGACCAACAGUUUGUUUAAUGGUUUAAAGCCAAGGAGGAAAAUUAUACCAAACAUUGCAAUGUCACCGGGGACCCCGGACAGUGUUAUUUCCAGGUUGGAGAGUAGGAUGGGAAAACAGAGUACACCGAAGAUGGAAGAGGAACGUUUUUCAGAGGCAACGGAAUGGUGUGAUUCACCCUCAAAUGUCCGACCAAAUUUCGAUUUACCAAUGGAAAUGUCGACUGGAAUCAAUAAUGCUCAGAAUGGUCGCAAUUCAGAAAUAUGGAGUUAUGACAAGUCAUUUGUUGCUCUUAUGGAUGUGUAUUCGGGGUCUGUAGCCCUUAGACCGGCGGCGUUUAACCCCCCACCUAAGCGAAAAAUACAAAUUCCCCCAUUGGACGACAUCUGCAGUAUAGGAAGCGAUUGUUCCAUAGAAUCUGAACCGGAAAAGGAUAUCGUAGACCCGCCAAGCGAAGAUGACACACAGCGAUCCAAGUCUACUGCUACCGCCAGUGAGUGUAGUGAUCAAAUACCAGAGUAUUCGGCGAGUGAAGAAUAUCGAGAUGAGAGGUCGUGGCUCCAUGUGCAGCAUAGCGGGGUUAAUGCUAAUUGUGAUAUGAAGGUUAUCGAACCGUUCAAACGCGUUAUAUCACAUGGGGGUUACAGCGCCGACGGCGCAGCGAUAAUUGUGUUCAGCGCGUGCUAUCUACCAGAUAACGCAAGACCGGAUUAUAGAUAUGUUAUGGAUAAUUUAUUUUUGUACGUGAUAUGGAGUCUGGAACGCCUGGUAACCGACGAAUAUAUUCUGGUCUACCUCCACGGAAGUGCGGGCAAACGCCGGAUGCCUACAUUCGCCUGGCUGCACGAGUGCUACAAACUGAUUGACAGACGUUUACGAAAAAACCUGAAACAUCUUUAUCUCGUGCAUCCAACGUUUUGGUUGAAAUCAUUCGUCGUUAUAACUAAGCCGUUCGUUAGCUCAAAGUUCUUUCGCAAGUUGAACUAUGUAAACACUCUGAACGAGCUGUUCAGCAAAGUGCCUGUCGAGCCCAACGCGAUACCCGAGAGCGUCAAACACUUUGACAUACAUCGUAGAUAGAUGUGCAAUGUCUGACUUGUCAGGAAGGCGCUUUAAUGAAUUUGUGUGUCAGGAAGGCGCUUUAAUGUAUUUGUGUGUCAGGAAGGCGCUUUAAUGAAUUUGUGUGUCAGGAAGGCGCUUUAAUGAAUUUGUGUGUCAGGAAGGCGCUUUAAUGAAUUUGUGUCACGAUUCCUCUCAAAUUAAUUUGUUAUGUUAUGUUGUUGCUUGAAGGAAUUUGUGUGUCAAGAUGGCUUAAACAUGUUUCUGUCUCAAAAUGGCGCCUAAAUGAAUUUGUGUGUCGAGAUGGCACUUGAAGGAAUUUGUGUGUCAAGAUGGCUUAAACAUGUUUCUGUCUCAAAAUGGCGCCUAAAUGAAUUUGUGUGUCGAGAUGGCGCUUGAAGGAAUUUGUAUGUCAAGAUGGCUUAAACAUGUUUCUGUCUUAAAAUGCCGCCUAAAUUAAUUUGUGUCAUGUUGUUGCUUAAAUGAAUUUGUGUGUCGAGAUGGCUUAAACAUGUUUCUGUCUCAAAAUGGCGCCUAAAUGAAUGUGUGUCGAGAUGGCGCUUGAAGGAAUUUGUAUGUCAAGAUGGCUUAAACAUGUUUCUGUCUUAAAAUGCCGCCUAAAUUAAUUUGUGUCAUGUUGUUGCUUAAAUGAAUUUGUGUGUCGAGAUGGCGCUUGAAGGAAUUUGUAUGUCAAGAUGGCUUAAACAUGUUUCUGUCUUAAAAUGCCGCCUAAAUUAAUUUGUGUCAUGUUGUUGCUUUAAUGAACUUGUGUCAAAAUGGCUCUUAAAUUAAUUUGUGUGUCGAGAUGGCGCUUGAAGGAAUUUGUGUGUUGGCGCUUGAACAUGUUUGCCUCAAGAUGUAUUGUAGUAUUUUUUUAAAUUAAAAACGCUCGAAACUGUUCCUGAUCUCGUUACACUCGGGCCACAGUUACAAAAGGCGUCAGCAUGAAUGUUACGACCACAUCGUUAUAUUUUAACGGAAGUAUAAAAAGAGGUUAUCAAUCAGCUUUACCUGUAUUUCAUUCUAAUUAGUUCAAUUUAGAACAUGGUUCAGUAGUUUUUGAGAUAUCCACACAUUUCUUUAUUAAGUUUUAUUUUAAUCUAAUUAGGGCUUUGCAUAUAAUUUGUAUGGUUUGAAUGGUUUUAGUUUCAAUACGCCUUAUAAAAAACCGUAAUAAUUAUUAAUCGAAAAAUGAGGGUAGCGACAAAAUAUGGGUUAAGAAGAUAGAUCAUUUCAUAAAAAUGAUUCGUGCUGAAGCCUUUUAAAUAGAAGCAUUAAUAUAUUUUGUAAUUCCAAUAGUUUACUUUACGGAGAAAUGGGGGUAGCGUCUUAUGAGUAAUAGGAGUUAAGAGGGUAGAUACAAGAUAAAACAAAGCAAGGUCAAAACCAUAUAAAGUGGGUUUCUUUUGACCAAAAGAUGGCGUUAAUUUAAAGAUGUAUUUUUAAACAAAUAUUUUUACGUCUAUUCUAGAGUAUUUUUUAAUAUUGUUGCCAUAUCAAAUUUAUUUUUAGCCAAAAUAAGCGUUUAAUCUUUGCCAGUUCGGGAAACUAAUGUUAUACCACCGCCGUGAGUUGUCAGUAGUUAGGUUAGUUUGAGUGGUUCAGUCAGUAGUUGAUAGCAGUGGUUCACUCAGUAUUUCGGUGAGUGGUUAGAUCCACUUGACGCAGUGGUUUUGCCGCGGAGGUUCGCUGUAAUGCAUUCCGUUUGCCAGUUUUGUAUUUUUUUAACAGUUUUGAUACUUUGGCGAAUUUUUUAUGUCUAAAUAUAAGUCAACAAUCUUAUGUAGUCAGCAAUAACUAAGUGUAGUUUUCACAUAUAUAAUGCUAUAUGUAUAUAUGACCGCCAAGUAGGAAGGUACUACUGGGGUGUUUAAUCUAUAUCGAUCAUAUCUACAUAUAGUAUGUAUUAUAUUUUUUACUGCCACCAACGCACAUAAUGUAAAAUAUACACAAGUUCGAUAUAAUUUUGUAAUAUAUGAAAAAUACUUGUUUUAAUUGAAUUACUUUGCCCAAAACAUUUUUGCUUUCGAAUAAAAGGGUCAUGAUACAGAAAUGUCCUUUACCCAAAGGAUUAGGACCUCUAACCAGGAAGGGCUGAAGACAGGCAGUUUUUAGGCACCAAUGUGGAACCAGCACACUGAAGUAUUACCGAAUCAAUUCCACUUAGGGUCCUUCAUAGAGAGUACCAACUCUUAGCAAACCCUCUGGCUUUGAAUGUCCAUAGGCGAUUUAACUUAACAUCAGGUGAGCCUCCUGCCCGUGGCUAUUACAAAAAAAUAUUCCUUUGCGUUUUCCCCUUCUAAAAAUAAUGGGGUAUUGGACCUAUGGUUGUCCAAAUGCAGACAGCAUUUAUGCUUUUGCUAGAGACGACUUGGAUUAACAAUUAUUUAUCUGUUUCAAAUAAAUCUACACAAUAAUUUCCUUUCCAUUGGAAAAGCAUUUGUAUAUAUAUUUUAUUCAAAAUUUGUGCUAGGCGAAAGACAUAAAAUUAGGGUAGUGUCAAAAUAUAAGUUAAGAGGGUAAGAUACAAGAUAAAACAAACAAUUUGAGCACAAGACCAUAUACGGUAUUUUCCUAAACAAAUAUUUUUUACGGCUAUUCUCGGGUAUUUUAAAAUUAAUUGUUCAAUCUUACUAUUCGGGACACUAAUGGUUAAAGUGGUUACGUUAGAAGCGGAGUGGAGUGGUUGAGUCUUGUUUUUCCCGAACUAUUCGAAAAGCUAUCCAUAGAUAGCCACGAGAGUAUUUUUCAAAUAUUGCAAAAAUAGCACAAUGCUUUAAUGUAUUUUUGUAUGUCUGUUUGUAUUGUGAAGGGUGCUUCGUUUCAUAGUUAAAUAAUAAUAAAACAAAAUUUGUCUAGUAAAAUUGAGAAUAUAGCGGAAAUUUUGUAAUUUACAUGAAUACAGUAAUGAACAUAUGUCACGCAUGUCUUGUGGUGAGUACGAAACAGCUGCCCACUGAAGUAUUUGCGAACCAAUUCCACUUCCAGAAAAGAGCGUACCAGUUUUUAAAAGGCCGGCAACUUGCGAGCCUUCUGGGUGUCUAUGGGCGGCGGUAUCACUUAACAUCAGGUGAGGCUUCUGCCCGUUUGCCUCCUUGCCUUCAUAAAAAAAGAAUCUCACGUCAAAAUACGAAUGUAAUUGGUUUUAAUAAUUCUACUUUAUAAAUAAUAUUGCAGCAAUAAAUAAUGUUGAAUAUAA
This is a messenger RNA of Pieris brassicae (large cabbage white), 4774 nucleotides long. RefSeq names its product protein prune homolog 2. Gene Ontology annotation, cellular component: cytoplasm. The record is from RefSeq and is a predicted model, not a curated record. Lineage: Eukaryota; Metazoa; Arthropoda; Insecta; Lepidoptera; Pieridae. The transcript has 10 exons. Bases 187 to 1596 code for a protein of 469 amino acids.